This is a messenger RNA of Benincasa hispida (wax gourd), 927 nucleotides long. The record is from RefSeq and is a predicted model, not a curated record. NCBI's taxonomy places the organism in Eukaryota, Viridiplantae, Streptophyta, Magnoliopsida, Cucurbitales, Cucurbitaceae.
UGCUUGUUUGCUUUCCCUCGCACGAACGCAAACGCAAUCGCAAGUGAUUUUUGCUUUCUUGCUUGUUGGUUUCGCCGGUCAAUCAAUCUUUCUAAGCGACAAGGAAUCAGGAGGGAGGGAGCCUGCCAAAGGGGUUUCCUCUGGGUUUCUAGUUCGAGCGAAGCAAUCGAGAUUAAUAGCAAUGGCUGGGAAAGAAGUUCGCGAAUACACCAAUCUCUCUGACCCAAAAGACAAGAAGUGGGGUAAAGGGAAGGAUAAGAUAGACGAUGAAGAUAUUACGUUUCAACGAAUGGUUGCGAAGAUGCAAGAGGUUGCAGGAGAACGUGGAGGUUACCUUCAUGGACGAGGCGCCCUGGACAGUGAUGAUUUGCUCUAUCUUAAGGAGCAGAUGGAAGCAGAAGAGGAUGCAGAGCGCCUCCUUAGACGCACUGAGAAACGAGCCUUUGCAGCAUUCAAGAAAGCUGCUAGUUUGGCUGAUUCUGCACCUGCAUCCGUUCCCUUGGCGCUUCGUGUUGAGCCAAAGCCAAAAAGUGGAAUCAGACAGCAAGAUCUAUUGAAAAGAGUAGUGGAAGUUAAACCCAAAAGGCCCAGAGUUUCAAAUCAAGCAGAUUUAUCAAAUCCCAAGCAUGACAUUGACGAUGAAAAGGUGAAAGAGAGUCCCUCAGUGAAAACAAACAAAACUGAAGGCGAGACGGAAGCUGAAAAUCCUGUGAAGAGUUUACUAGGUUUGGCAUAUGCUAGUUCUGAUGAUGAGGACGAAUGAAAGAAUGUUUGUAGGUUUCCAUGUAAGAUAGUUCAGAGUGUAAUAUUAAUAUGUAACUUAGAAGUUUUGACAGGAUCCUCACUUUGUUUUAAAUUUUGAAGACUGUAAUUAACUGUCGAGUCCAGCUGGUUGGGUUAAUGAAAUUAGUUGUGCUCCAUUUGAUA